Messenger RNA from Diachasma alloeum, 1574 nucleotides. It is a transcript of the gene Gcat, whose product is annotated as 2-amino-3-ketobutyrate coenzyme A ligase, mitochondrial. Bases 203 to 1444 code for a protein of 413 amino acids. The record is from RefSeq and is a predicted model, not a curated record. Gene Ontology annotation, molecular function: pyridoxal phosphate binding; glycine C-acetyltransferase activity. Lineage: Eukaryota; Metazoa; Arthropoda; Insecta; Hymenoptera; Braconidae. Gene Ontology annotation, biological process: L-threonine catabolic process; biosynthetic process. The transcript is spliced from 6 exons.
GCCCUUCUUUGAACAGAGACGGGGAAAAUUCAUUGAAAAAUUUUUAUACCAAUAUUCAGUGAAAAUCAAAUGGAUUGAAAGUCCCCCACCGAUACAUAUUUCAAGGCCAAACCGGUUUCUACCUGAUGAUGUCUAGUGUCCGCCGUCUGUAGUUGUUCUAUCAGUUCCGAACCUCUGGAGUCAACAAACGAGACGUCAAAAUAUGUUCCACAUAAAUUCGAGGCUCAUUAUCCAGCGCAAAAAUCGGUUGAUAUCGCAAUUUAGUUCCCUCCCGGAGAUACUAGUGUCCGAAUUGAACGGAAUAAAAGCAGCUGGCACCUGGAAAAAUGAGAGGGUCAUAACGUCUCCUCAGAGAACCGAAAUUUCGUUGACGAGCGGACAGGAAGUGCUCAAUUUUUGCGCCAAUAAUUAUCUGGGACUGGCGAAUAACAGAGAAAUCGUAGCAGCAGCGAAAUCCGCCCUGGAUAAGUACGGCGCGGGUCUAAGCUCCGUGAGAUUCAUCUGCGGAACUCAGGACAUUCAUCGGGAUUUGGAGAGAAAAAUAGCGGAGUUUCAUGAACGCGAGGAUGCAAUUGUUUACGCCUCUUGUUUCGAUGCUAAUGCCGGAUUGUUUGAAAUUCUCACGACCCCGGAGGACGCUGUUAUCAGUGAUGAGUUGAAUCACGCCUCGAUCAUCGAUGGAAUUCGCUUAUGCAAAGCGAAAAAAUUCAGAUAUAAACACAGAGAUAUGAAAGAUCUAGAGUCAAAGCUCGAGGAGAGUAAAUCCUGCAGAAUGCGGGUGAUAGCGACUGACGGAAUUUUUUCCAUGGACGGAAAUAUAGCGCCUCUUCCAGAAAUCAUUAAAUUAGCUAAGAAAUACGAUGCUAUUACCUUCGUAGAUGACUGUCAUGCAACUGGAUUCUUCGGGAGAACUGGAAGAGGGACUGAGGAGUACUUUGACCACCUCGGGCAAGUGGACAUAAUAAACUCUACCCUGGGGAAGGCCCUGGGGGGAGCAGCUGGUGGAUACACAACGAGCUCCAAGGCUCUGGUGGACUUGCUGCGCCAGAGAAGUCGUCCCUAUUUGUUCUCCAACUCGCUCCCACCCCCAGUCGUUGCCUCGGGGAUGAAGGCCCUUGAGCUAAUCAUGAAUAAUUCAGAACUCCUGGACCAGUUGAAGGAGAACACCCAACGGUUCAGGUCAGCCAUGACCGCAGCAGGAUUCGUCAUCAGUGGAGAGAAUCAUCCAAUCAGUCCUGUGAUGAUUGGGGAUGCAAAAUUGGCGUCUGAUUUUGCUGACAAGAUGCUGGAAAGAGGAAUUUAUGUGAUUGGCUUCAGUUAUCCAGUUGUGCCCAAAGGAAAAGCUAGGAUUCGUGUGCAAUUGAGUGCAGUCCACACGAGAGAGGAUAUUGACAGAGCUGUCAAUGCAUUCACUGAAAUUGGAAAAGAACUGAACGUCAUUUAAUCGCAGGAUUCAAAUACAAAACUCUUCCCUUCAUUUUUCAAACGAAUUAUUUCAACAGUUCACAAAUCACAAUUAUUUCACAGAUUCACGAAUCUUCUCUGGGUGACAUUUCGAUUGUAAAUAUAAAGAA